AUGUCGUUUGCAUCUCAACCUCAGACCAACAUCACUGCUGGACUGCAGUAUCAGGGGUUACUGGAAAUUCUGGUGUUUUCCAUGAUGUCUACAGUGCCAUGCUGUGUGUUUCUCUUCAUUAACAUCACCAUGUUGUUCACCUUGAGGAGUAAAGCAGUGUUUCGUGAGACCUCCCGUUUCAUUCUUCUCUUUAACCUCCUUUUUGCAGACACUGUUCAGAUGGCACUGAGCCAGACACUGUACCUAAUGGCUGCUUUCAGAAUAAGGUUGAUCUAUCCUGUAUGUGGUGUUCUUGCCAUGCUUGCUGAUCUAACAAACGAUAUCUCCCCUCUCACGCUGGUGGUGAUGUCUCUGGAGAGGUAUGUGGCUGUGUGCUUCCCACUGAGGCACACUACCAUCAUCACCAUGAGAAACACAGCGGUGGCUAUCUUUGUGGUUUGGGCUUUCAGUUCACUUAAUAUCCUCACACGAGUUAUUCUACUGCUGGAUUUUCCAUUUGAAGACCUGGAGAGCCUGCAGAUGAAAGACUUUUGCAAUAACGUAGCUUUGUUUCUUGGACCAAUGUCUGAACAUUAUGAUAAUGCCUUCACUUAUUUUCUGUUUGGAUCAGCUAGUGUUGUAAUCACUUCCACCUAUAUUGCUGUGAUGAUAGCAGCCAGGUCGGCCUCCACAGACAAAGCUUCAGCCCAAAAGGCUCGUAACACGCUGCUGCUGCAUCUGGUGCAGCUGGGCCUCAGUCUCUCCUCAACUGUUUACAACCCCAUCCUCAUAGCUCUUUCAAAAUUUGUAACAAGGAUAGUGUUGGUGCGCAUCCAGAAUGUUUUUUAUGUGUGCAUUUUCAUCUUUCCCAAAUGUCUGAGUUCUCUCAUUUAUGGCAUAAGAGAUCAGACCAUCAGACCUGUCCUCAUCAACCAUCUAUGUUGUGGACUGAAACUCUCAGUUGUCCCAGCCAAGGUCCAGGUCUCAACCUAG
Molecule: messenger RNA, 972 nt
Organism: Anoplopoma fimbria (sablefish)
Lineage: Eukaryota; Metazoa; Chordata; Actinopteri; Perciformes; Anoplopomatidae
Product: odorant receptor 131-2-like
Exons: 1
Coding region: 1-972 (323 amino acids)
Biological process (GO): G protein-coupled receptor signaling pathway
Cellular component (GO): membrane
Molecular function (GO): G protein-coupled receptor activity
Source: RefSeq, a predicted model, not a curated record